AUGGAUUACCAAGAAACGUCGAAAAUAAGUCAAUCUACUUUACAAUCAUUUCUUCUCUUUUAUUCGUUCUUUUCGCCAAUUCUCCACUUCUUUUCCCUCCGUUUUCUUUUUAUUACUCCCUCCCUCUUUUGCAGAUUUUAUCUCUCUUCUCUCUUUCGCCCUCUCUCUCUCUCUUUUUCUUUCUGUUGUGUAUUUCUUCUCCCCUCCAUUUCUAAAUACCUUCUCCUUCUCUUUCUCUCUCUCUCUCUCUUUCUCUCUCUUCGUUUCUAUCUUUCUCCUUCGUCAACCUUUUCACCUUUUUUCCUCUUUUUUCUUGGUUUUCUCUCUUUCUUACCCUCUCUCACUCUCUCUCUUUCCCCCACUGUCUAUUUCUACGCCCCCUUCUUUCUCCCCCAAACUUCUUCUACUUCUCUUUUUUUUCUCUCUCUACGCACUCUCUACGUGCUUUCUGAUCUCCCCCUCCUCAGCCUCUUCCUCCUCCUCUUCCUCCUCCUACUCCUUUUUUUCUUUAUUCGUCAUCUGUUCCUCCUCUUAUUCUUCUUUCUCUCUUCACCUUGUGUUUUUUUUUUAUUUCUCUCUCGCCUCCUCCACCUUUUUAUUCUUCUAACUUCCUUCUCUUUUUUUAUUAUCUUCUUCUUCUUCUUCUUCUUCUUUUUCUUCUUCUUCUUUUUUCCUUCUUCUCUAUAG
This is a messenger RNA of Acanthosepion pharaonis, 687 nucleotides long. Lineage: Eukaryota; Metazoa; Mollusca; Cephalopoda; Sepiida; Sepiidae. The record is from the annotation of a GenBank genome assembly.